This is a messenger RNA of Heterobasidion irregulare TC 32-1, 444 nucleotides long. RefSeq lists its product as uncharacterized. The record is from RefSeq and is a predicted model, not a curated record. NCBI's taxonomy places the organism in Eukaryota, Fungi, Basidiomycota, Agaricomycetes, Russulales, Bondarzewiaceae. The transcript is spliced from 2 exons. The coding region runs from base 1 to 444 and encodes 147 amino acids.
AUGAGUGAGGCUCGCACUCAGGACUUUCUCGCGAAACAGGUAAACGAGGGCAACAACAGCGACGUGCGAGUUCCAAUCGUUUAUCUUGCAUUCUAUCACAACAAUGUCGGCUACAUUGCGAUGCAGCACGUCGGGGAUCGAGAUUGUACUAGAGACGACUUCCCCAAAAUUGCCUUAGCCGUCAAACAUCUCCAACAGAUCCCCAGUCCCACAUCGGCACCGGGGCCGAUUAAUGGAGGACCUAUCAUGCACCGUAUGUUCUCGGGUUGCAUAUCCUCCGUGACAUACAGCUCGGUCGACCUCCUUGAGGAGCAUAUCAAUGCUUUUCUCGCUUACAGAAGACAUAGACGGACGGUCAAUUUAUCGGAGAAGGCCGGCAUACCGCUUUCGCUCUGCAUAGGUGACCUUCAUUGGGGAAACUUUCGCAUAGGCUCGGCGGGCUAA